Molecule: messenger RNA, 2037 nt
Organism: Williopsis jadinii
Lineage: Eukaryota; Fungi; Ascomycota; Saccharomycetes; Phaffomycetales; Wickerhamomycetaceae
Gene: FIG4
Product: phosphatidylinositol-3,5-bisphosphate 5-phosphatase
Exons: 1
Biological process (GO): phosphatidylinositol dephosphorylation
Cellular component (GO): intracellular membrane-bounded organelle
Molecular function (GO): phosphatidylinositol-3,5-bisphosphate 5-phosphatase activity
Source: RefSeq, a predicted model, not a curated record
AAAUCGAGAAAGCUCAUCACAUUGCAAAAGUACACAAUAUAUGAAACUGACAACAGACUCUACGUUGUGGGCAGCAACAGAAGAGAAACCAUGUUCAGGGUCAUGGAGAUCGACCUCACCGUUCCUGAAGACACUCUCUCCAUAGUUGAAGAUAACGUCUUCUUCACAAGAAAGGAGAGCAUGGAGGUGCUCAACGGCUUGAAAGAUGCCAACCCUGAGUUCGAUAAGAAGCUCACAGGAUAUGGCUUGCUGGGGUUUAUCAGGUUCACCAAGUGCUACUAUCUGUGUGUCGUUACAAAGAGGUCGGUUGUUGCAGUGUUAGGUGGUCAUCUCAUCUAUCAUAUUGACGAUACAGAGCUGAUACCGAUAUCAAGGGACUAUAAGAAACCAGAUAAACACUCAGAAGAGGCACGCUUCUUGAUGACAUUUGCCAAUUUAGACCUGACAAAGACGUUCUACUACAGUUAUACCUAUGAUCUGACCAACACUCUACAACGGAACAUUCUUCGGGAAAAGCAGAAGGCUAUGGGGUUGCCUCAGUGUGCAAAGUUUCCUGAUGAGUUCAACGAACGAUUCAUGUGGAACAGCUCGCUGCUGAAGCCUGUAGCUGAUUCAUACGACCGUGUGUAUGAUUGGUUUCAACCUAUUAUCCACGGGUUUAUAGAUCAAGCGAAUGUGGCGAUAUUCAGCAAGAGAGUCUAUAUAACAGUCAUUGCAAGGAGAUCUCACCAUUUUGCAGGAGCGAGAUUCUUGAAAAGAGGCGUUAAUAACCAAGGCAAUGUCGCUAACGAGGUGGAAACUGAACAGAUCGUAUCAGAUAUGGUGACGACGAGCUUCCACGAUAGUCGAUAUGGAUUCUUUAACAAUCCAAGGUAUACAUCCUACGUUCAACAUCGUGGCUCGAUACCCUUGUAUUGGUGUCAAGAAGUUCCGAAUUUGAAAUUGGCCAAACCACCAAUAGAAAUUGAUCUUGUGGAUCCAUUCUACACCUCUGCAGCGUUACACUUUGACGAUCUGUUUAAGAGAUACGAUGCCCCGGUUCUGAUAUUGAACCUAGUGAAGCAGAAGGAGAGGACACCGAGAGAAUCCAAAUUAUCAAAGGCAUUUGAGCAGUGUAUCACGUACCUGAAUGAAUUUCUCCCAGUGAGUGAAAAGAUAUCAUACACCGCAUGGGAUAUGAGUCGGGCAAAUAAAUCUGAUGGUCAAGACGUUAUCGAGUUCCUCGAGGGGUAUGCCGAUGAGACCUUGAAGAAGACGAAUUUCUUCCACAACGGCAUAAGCCUGGACUCAACUAAACUGCAAGAGGGAAUAUGCCGUACCAAUUGUAUUGACUGUCUAGAUCGUACAAAUGCUGCACAGUUUGUCAUUGGUAAAAGAGCUCUUGGUUAUCAACUCCACGCCUUAGGUAUCAUCGAAGAAGUUUACAUCGACUACGACUCAGAUGUGGUUAAUAUCUUUACUGAAAUGUUCCAUGACCAUGGCGACACUAUCGCACUGCAAUACGGUGGUUCUCAUUUGGUGAACACCAUGGAGACAUACAGGAAGAUUAACCAAUGGUCGUCGCAUUCCAGAGAUAUGAUUGAAAGUAUCAAGAGAUUCUACAGCAAUUCGUUUAUCGAUGCGCAAAGGCAAGAAGCUAUUAACCUGUUUUUGGGGAACUAUGUGUGGGAACAAGGUAAGCCCAUGCUUUGGGACUUGAACACUGACUAUUACCUCCACAACAUACAUUCGUUAUCCAAGGACAAGCGCAGCUAUCGCUAUUGGUGGACAAAGGACAACUUGUUACGAUUCAAGGACACAUUCGAUAUACCAAAAGACGGAACAAUUAUACCGAAAUUAGAUCCUUAUCCAGGUUUCUUUGAUAAUUAUUGGAACGAAUACUAUGUCCCUCGGAAGCAAGUUCACUUCGAACACAGUUUUGAAAUCAAUAUGAACUCCACCUUGAGGUAUAAGAUUGACUCCAUGACUGUUCAACAGGCGUGUGAGAUUUCUCCCUUCAAGUCUAGAAAGCAGUCUUCGAUCAAUCACAAGUUGCGU